GUUUUUUCUCUUGUUUAACCCGUCGUGUCGUUCCUGAACAUCAGUUGGUGCACAUCACAAAAGGCCAUAGCUGAGGAUGCACUGAAUUAAGUAUGAGGAUAUCUGUAUGCAUGGCGAAUAAAUUAAGAUUACUGAAGAUAACCAAUGGAUUUACAUACUCCUCCUGCACACACAGAGAUCCAGAGAAAUGAAACUCAACUCGGAUUUCGCUCACAGAACACUUUAACACUCAUUUUCUAAAAACAUUUUCCUGCUUUGUACAAGAACAAUGGCAACCUCCAGCAGGCCAACCUCCAGGAAAUCUCCCAAGUGCUGUUUGUGCCUUACAAGAUCAGAGAAUGUCAUUACUCUUCCCUGUGCGCACGACUACUGCAGGACCUGCUCCAGCGGCUUGAUGAGUACGUAUGAACGCACAGGGUGGAACAGCUGCCCAGAGUGUUCACAAACCUUCUACACCGAGCCUGAUGGACAUGUGGAUAAAGUUAGGGACGAACUUGUGAAGAUAGAUCUCUGCUCUGAAACCUCUGAAGACACCCUUGCUGGUGCAUCUGUUUCCAUCUCGACUAAGCCUGACCGGGAUAGCACCGUGGACAAACUCAAAAAGACAGCUCUCCACGCGCAGGAAAGUUGCUCGAGCUAUACACAAACCAGGGCAAACUCCAUAACCGGACCUGAGGACGUGCCAUGUGACGCAUGCGCUGAGAGCAGGCAGAAAGCUCUGAAGUCUUGCCUGGUGUGCCAGGCCUCGUACUGUGACACACAUCUCCAGCUGCACAACGACCUCCACGCGCGGGCUGGACACAUACUAGUGGAUGCUACUAAUCAGCUGCAGGCCAUGACAUGCUCUGUACACGGUAAAGUCCUGGAUGUUUACUGCCGCAAAGAGAAACGACGCAUCUGUUACAUGUGCGUGCUGGAGGAUCACAAAGGGCACGACGUGGUGGCUGCAGGACAGGCAGAAAGGGAGGUGUUAAGGAAGUCCAAACUGAUGAUCACAGGGCAGGAGAAGCAGCUAAAGGAGCUUCGCUUGGCUAAAAAUACCCUCAGGUACAUCGCAAAAGCUACAGAGGAGGAGAGUGAGCUUCUUUUCACUGAGCUGAUCCACUCUAUAAAGAGCAGCCAGUCUGAGAUGAAGCUCCUGAUCCGAGCUCAGGAGCGAGCAGAACUGAACCGAAUCGAAGAGCUGAUGGAGCAGGUGGAGGAGGAGAUAACGGAGCUGAAGUGGAGCGAUGCUGAGAUGGAGCAGAAUGACAUCCACUUACUACAGUCAGAGCAAGGCCUCAGUCUCACUUCUGCAAAUGUCUUAAAGAUGACCGUCCAUCCUCAGUUCUCGUUCGGCGAGAUGGUGAAAUCCCUGUCCGCACUAAAGGGGCGGAUAGAUGUCGUCUGGAGGCGUGAAAUUGAGCAAAUAUCAGCAGCAGUGAUGAAGGACAGGAUUGUAGUUCCUACUGAACCGAGGACAAGAAAGGACUUCCUGCAAUAUCUGGUCCCACUGUCUGUGGACCCUGACACAGCCCACCAGAGCCUGAGUAUGUGUGAAGAGAAGGGAGUUGUGUGUAGCACCGAGUGCCAGGCCUAUCCUGACCAGCCUGAACGCUUCGACUGGUGGGCUCAGGUUCUGUGCCGAGAGCCGUUGACUGCACACUGCUACUGGGAGGCAGAGUGGACGGGUUUACACGGAGUGGACAUUGCCGUCUCGUACAGAGACAUCCAGCGGAAAGGAGAUAAUGAUGAAUGCAGCUUUGGGUACAACAAACAGAGCUGGAGUUUGGACUGCGCCAUAGUGAAAUACGCUUUUGCGCACGAUAAAGUGGAAAAGGAAAUCUCAGCACCUGUAUCCCACAGGAUUGGGGUUUAUCUCGACUACAAGGCCGGCGUGCUGUCUUUCUAUAGCGUCUCAGAUUGCAUGACGCUCCUCCACAGAGAAGAGACAAGGUUCACACAGCCUCUGUAUGCCGGUUUUGGACUGUAUGAGGGGUCUACAGUAAGGAUAUGCCAGCCAGACAUAGAGGCAAUGGAGAAGAUACCCGAAGAGUCGUGAGCAGGAUGAGAAUGAACGGAAAGAGGACAUGAAUAAAUGAACAUAAUGGGUUCCCCAAUGGCGCUGGCGUUGCACACGUUGAUCUGGGAUCACUCGUUUGAAGGAUGAAUGGAUUUGCUUGUCAUAAACGAUGAUGCCAUUUUUCACUUGUCAAUCAGAGCAAUGCUAGCAAAUCACAGGACUUCUUUAGGCUCUUUAUAACUGCUCUGGAAUGUUGGUUGUGUUUUUCCUGUUUGACCACAAUAGUAAAGUACAAAAGGGGCCACUCCUAUCAUCAAGGAGAAGCUUCACCUCAACAGUCCAUCAUUUUCAUGUUGAAGGACUCAAUAUACAUGUCUGUGUCCUUUAUUAAAAACAAAACUGCUGUAAUUCAACAUCAGAUUAAAUAUGAUUCAUCUGAA
Molecule: messenger RNA, 2442 nt
Organism: Hemibagrus wyckioides
Lineage: Eukaryota; Metazoa; Chordata; Actinopteri; Siluriformes; Bagridae
Gene: ftr92
Product: finTRIM family, member 92
Exons: 7
Coding region: 269-2041 (590 amino acids)
Molecular function (GO): protein binding; zinc ion binding
Source: RefSeq, a predicted model, not a curated record